Molecule: messenger RNA, 1759 nt
Organism: Myzus persicae (green peach aphid)
Lineage: Eukaryota; Metazoa; Arthropoda; Insecta; Hemiptera; Aphididae
Exons: 3
Coding region: 29-1744 (571 amino acids)
Biological process (GO): peptide catabolic process; proteolysis
Cellular component (GO): cytoplasm
Molecular function (GO): metalloaminopeptidase activity; peptide binding; zinc ion binding
Source: RefSeq, a predicted model, not a curated record
CAUUAGUUAGAUGUGAGAAUUCGACAAUAUGCGACCUCUAUCAAUUAUUGCGUUUUUCGUUGUGUUUGCACACGUCCGGGGUUACGAUGACAAACCGACGGUAGAUUUCGGACGGUUGCCCGACGACACCGAACCGGAAUGGUACGCGCUGAGCUUGGUGCCGGACUUUGAUACGGUAAACCCUUCGUUCGCCGGCCGAGUGGAUAUCUCGAUCGUAGUGAAAACCACCACGGACGAGAUCACGUUUAACUCCAAGGACUUGGUGUUGCACGAAAUCACGAUGACAGACGAUAACACCAACGGCGAUGUUAGGGUCGACUCCUGGAAGUACGUGGAAGAACUGGAACAAGUCAAAGUCAAGAUAGACGGACAUAUUUUGGCAAAACAAAAAUACACAAUACAUAUUGAUUACAGUGGUUAUUUGAACGACGAUGCGUCCAAUAUUUUCCACACCUCUUACGAUGCCUACCCACGUGUAAAAAAAUGGGUGGCUGCUAACAAUCAAUUACAAACCAAACACGCAAGAAGUGCUUUUCCUUGUUAUGAUGAACCACAUUUUAAAACACCAUUUAACGUAUCAAUACAAAUUAAAAGGAACGAAAUCACUUUGUCAAACAUGCCAAUUUUGAACACAGUUGACAUAUAUGAGCCCGUUGCAAAAGAUUCAACCAAAUACACAUACAAGACCUGGGUUAAUUUUAUUCAAACUCCACCAAUUUCAACAUUUAUGGUUACCAUUUUCGUUGGUGAACACAAGCGACAUGACAAAUUCCGUCAAAGCUUAAGUCUAGGGGAUGGCUUAUAUCUGGAAAAAUACAUGAUGAAACGGGCUCUUGAUCCACUAAACGCAAUAAAUAAUAACAAAAACGAAGGACAAACUACCACCAUUGUUACUACAGAAACUUCACCAAUGUCUGAGAGUACAGUGACUGAAACAUCUGAACCCACUUCCACCAUUGUUACUACAGAAACUUCACCAAUGUCUGAGAGUACAGUGACUGAAACAUCUGAACCCACUUCCACCAUUGUUACUACAGAAACUUCACCAAUGUCUGAGAGUACAGUGACUGAAACAUCUGAACCCACUUCCACCAUUGUUACUACAGAAACUUCACCAAUGUCUGAGAGUACAGUGACUGAAACAUCUGAACCCACUUCCACCAUUGUUACUACAGAAACUUCACCAAUGUCUGAGAGUACAGUGACUGAAACAUCUGAACCCACUUCCACCAUUGUUACUACAGAAACUUCACCAAUGUCUGAGAGUACAGUGACUGAAACAUCUGAACCCACUUCCACCAUUGUUACUACAGAAACUUCACCAAUGUCUGAGAGUACAGUGACUGAAACAUCUGAACCCACUUCCACCAUUGUUACUACAGAAACUUCACCAAUGUCUGAGAGUACAGUGACUGAAACAUCUGAACCCACUUCCACCAUUGUUACUACAGAAACUUCACCAAUGUCUGAGAGUACAGUGACUGAAACAUCUGAACCCACUUCCACCAUUGUUACUACAGAAACUUCAAAAAUGUAUCAUAGUACAGCUACCGAUAAAAUGAAAUCGACAUUGAUUUUUGGUGAGAACAUUAAACCGUUUUAUGAGCGCCCGUAUUUUAUAUUUAAUUUUAUUUUCACAAGUGUAUUAAUACUUGUUGCGCUUUUAAUGGGCAUAGUAUUUUUCUGGAAUAAGCUCAUUAAAACAAAAUGUUUUCAAAAUAAUGAUGUAAAUAUUUUUUUGUAAAAUAUUAAAAUAUAU